CAAACAUAUUGAAAUUAGGAUGUCAGAGAAGAAUUAUGUUUCUCUCUUUGUGUCUUCAGUUGUUGUUUUAGGGUUGUUAAUGACAACAUUGAAAGCAAACCAAAUUGAUGACAUCUCAUGCGUUACAGCUAUAUGGUACGUGAUGCCAUGUGUUCCUUAUUUGAAGGAUUCUGCACCAGGAACACCAUCUAGUAGUUGUUGUGCAGGAGUAAAUAAUCUAUUACAAAAGGCUGAUACAACUCAAGUUCGAAGAAAUGUAUGUCAAUGUCUCAAAGAUGCUUCAUCAAAAUUUGGAGCUGAUUCUCAGAAAUCUAAACAACUCCCACAGCUUUGUAACAUUACUGUGUCAUUUCCCUUUGAUCCUAAAGUUGAUUGCAACUCGAUUCCAUGAAUCUACAAAUGGGUCAGAAGUCAGAUCAUGAAGAAAACUCGAUCAACUACAUAGAAGAUUACAUUAAUAAGCAAUGUGAAAUAUUGUAACAACUUCAUAAAGUUGAAUAUGUUUCCUAAUUAUAAGAAAAAUAGAAUAAUAUAUCUUUAUUGUC
Messenger RNA from Vicia villosa (hairy vetch), 545 nucleotides. Its product is annotated as non-specific lipid-transfer protein-like. Gene Ontology annotation, biological process: lipid transport. Gene Ontology annotation, molecular function: lipid binding. The record is from RefSeq and is a predicted model, not a curated record. The coding region runs from base 20 to 391 and encodes 123 amino acids. The transcript has 2 exons. Lineage: Eukaryota; Viridiplantae; Streptophyta; Magnoliopsida; Fabales; Fabaceae. Gene Ontology annotation, cellular component: membrane.